Alosa sapidissima (American shad) is the source of this 3467-nucleotide messenger RNA. RefSeq names its product midline 2 (gene mid2). Lineage: Eukaryota; Metazoa; Chordata; Actinopteri; Clupeiformes; Clupeidae. The record is from RefSeq and is a predicted model, not a curated record. Gene Ontology annotation, molecular function: zinc ion binding; protein binding.
UGCUUAGUUUUGGAACACACGGAGUAGGAGCACCGUCAACUGCGUAGUUGUGGACUUGGACAUCCCUAUACCAGUGCAACGUUACUGUAGCUACCCAAGACAUCAAGUCAACAGAGGGGCGUCACUAUCAGUCGAGCUCGUGAUUCGCGUCCUCUGCUGCGUUGCACGUCCGCAGCUCUGCUGAUCAGGACUAAGUCGGCUGCGGCCCACAGGUGACUGACCAGCUUCUGUGGGAUUUGAUGUCGCCUUUAGAUCGGCCCAACUGAAGAUGGAAACACUGGAGUCCGAGCUAACGUGCCCGAUCUGUCUGGAGCUAUUUGAGGACCCCCUGCUGCUACCCUGCGCCCACAGCCUGUGCUUUAACUGCGCCCACCGCAUCCUGGUGUCGCACUGCUCCACCAGCAAGCCCCUCGAGUCCAUCUCCGCCUUCCAGUGUCCGACCUGCCGCUACGUCAUCACGCUGAACCACCGCGGCCUGGAGGGCCUCAAGCGCAAUGUGACGCUGCAGAACAUCAUUGACCGCUUCCAAAAGGCCUCCGUCAGUGGGCCCAACUCGCCCAACGAGAGCCGGCGCCCGCCGCGGCUGUCUCCCCACAGCGUGAGCGCCCGCGGCAGCCCCGCUCUCACCAGCAGCGGCAGCAGCGUCACGAGCCCCCCGCCCUCCACCCUCGCCAUGUCCCUGGAGCAUCAGCAUCAGCAGCAGCAGCAGCAGCAGGUGGUGCAGCAGCAGCACCUGCGCCCCCUAGUGGGCUGCCAGUUCUGCGAGCAGGACCCGCCACGGGAGGCCAUCAAGACGUGCGUCACCUGCGAGGUGUCCUACUGCGACCGCUGCCUGCGCGCCACCCACCCCAACAAGAAGCCCUUCACCAGCCACCGGCUGGUGGAGCCCGUGCCGGACACGCACCUGCGCGGCCUCACCUGCCUCGAGCACGAGAACGAGAAGGUGAACAUGUACUGCGUGGUGGACGACCAGCUCAUCUGCUCGCUCUGUAAGCUGGUGGGACGUCACCGCGAGCACCAGGUGUCCUCGCUGAGCGAGCGCUUCGACAAGCUCAAGGCUUUUCAAGUGAGCCCGGGCAGAGUUUCAGAAGCGGUUAUGGAGGCAUCAAAGACAAGCGCCGCGCAAACCCUGGAGAACAACCUGACCAAUCUGGUGAAGAGGAACAGUGAGCUGGAGAACCAGAUGGCCAAGCUCAUCCAGAUUUGCCAGCAGGUGGAGGUCAACACUGCCAUGCACGAAGCCAAGCUGGUGGAGGAGUGUGAUGAGCUGGUGGAGAUCAUCCGGCAGCGGAAGCAGGUCAUCGCUGUCAAAAUCAAAGAGUCCAAGGUGAUGAAGCUGCGAAAGCUGGCCCAGCAGAUUGCUAACUGCCGUCAGUGCCUGGAGCGUUCCAGCGCGCUCAUCACACAGGCAGAGAACAGCCUGAAGGAGAACGACCACGCCCGCUUCCUGCAGACCGCCAGGAAUGUGGCUGAGAGGGUUGCCAUGGCCACUGCGUCUUCACAGGUGCUUAUCCCAGAUGUCAAUCUGAACGAGGCCUUUGACAACUUCGCCCUGGACUUCUCCCGAGAGAAGAAGAUCCUCGAGGGCUUGGACUACUUAACAGCCCCUAACCCUCCGUCCAUACGAGACGAGCUGUGCACCGCAUCUCACGACACCAUCACCGUGCACUGGACCUCCGAGGACGAGUUCAGCGUCACCUCCUACGAGCUGCAGUACACCAUCUACACCGGCCAGACCAACUUCAUCAGUUUGUAUAACUCGGUGGACAGCUGGAUGAUCGUGCCCAACAUCAAGCAGAACCACUACACUGUGCACGGCCUGCAGAGCGGCACGCGCUACAUCUUCUUCGUCAAGGCCAUCAACCAGGCCGGCAGCCGCAACAGCGAGCCCGCCCGUCUCAAGACCAAUAGCCAGCCUUUCAAGCUGGACCCCAAAACGGCCCACAAAAAGCUGCGUCUGUCCAACGACUGCCUGACCAUGGAGAAGGACGAGAGCUCUCUGAAGAAGAGCCACACACCGGAGCGCUUCAGCAGCACGGGCUCGUACGGCUCCGCCGGCAACGUCUUCAUCGACAGCGGCUGCCACUACUGGGAGGUGCUGCUGGGAGCCUCCACAUGGUACGCGGUGGGCGUCGCCUACAAGUCCGCGCCCAAGAACGAGUGGAGCGGCAAGAACUCGUCCUCGUGGGUCUUCUCGCGCUGCAACAACAACUUCCUGGUGCGGCACAACGGCAAGGAGCAGCUGGUGGAGGCGUCGCUGCAGCUGCGGCGUCUGGGCGUGCUGCUGGACUACGACAGCAACGCGCUGUCCUUCUGGGACGCCAUGAACGCGCAGCACCUGCACACCUUCCACGUCUCCUUCCUGCUGCCCGUGGCGCCCACCUUCAUGAUCUGGAACAAGUCGCUCAUGCUGCUGUCCGGCCUGCCCGUGCCCGACUUCGUGGACUGCCCCGAGCAGCAGGAGGGCCUGUGCCGCCAGCAGGAUUCUCCCUACGUCUCGUCCACCAUGAAGGGCUGCCACUGAGAGAGGGGUCUGGGGGGGUUAGCGGGAUCGGGUAGAUCGAGGCAGUUUGUUGGAUGGAUGGAUGGACUGAGCCGUGUCGUUGACGCUAACGCACUGGACUGGAGCUACUGCUGAGAGUGCCAGGCGGCAGCCGUCGCAGGGUCUCCCCCCCCUUUUCCUGGAUCUUCCUCCUACUCCUCUUCUUCUCAUGGUUUUCAGUUUCGCUCCUCAUGGUUUUAGCGCUCCUUCUCUCUCAUUGGUGGGUUAGCAUCGCCUGUGCUUCUCAGUUUCAAAGGAUGCGUUUAGUUUUUGCAACAGUUAUAGUUUAAUGGUUUUCCAAAACAACAAAGUUGACACAUUUUGACUACUACUUGUAUAUGAUGUGACCUCUGAUGAAGAUGAUGAUGAGUAUGGUGAGGAGGAAGAAAAGCAAUUGUAAAUUAUUUGUCACUAACAAGUUUAUUUGCUUUUUAUCAGUUUUGAUGUAAACCUGAUGCACUUUUUGGAUUGGUUUUAAUGCCCCUGUGUGUAAAAAAAACUAAAAAAAUCAGAAAUGGAUUUGGACAGGGUUGCUCUUACUUUAGAUAGAAUAGAAGAGGUUUAUCUUAUUAAUAAAAAAGGGAUACAAAUUUGAUGUUUCUACCGAAGUAAUGAAUUUAUUAUCUGAUGGAAUUAUAACUCACAGUUUUAUUAUAUUCAGGGAAGACAAAGAAAUCCUUUUAUUUGCAAUUUGUGUAGACGUUACGGCAUGAUAUGUAUUUCCUCUGUGAUUUGUUCACUCUCCUUCUGUUAGUACUUUUCUUUUCUUGUGAAAAGCAUGAUACAGUAUGUAUGAUUCCCACAGGCCCCACGUAGUGGACAGACAUCUAACCCUCUCAGUAUAUUUAUUGCACCGUGAACAAGUGACCCUUUUCUACACCCUCACUGCCCAUCGCUUAGUCUCCCACUGAGACUCAGUCAAAGU